AUGGACGUGUGGGGCCCAGCCCGCGUCUGUGGACAGGGUCACGAGCGCUACUUCGUGUUGGUGGUUGACGACUACUCCCGUUACACCACAGUCUUCCCCUUGCACAGCAAGGGUGAUGUCACUGAGGUGUUGAUUGACUGGAUCCGCGCAGCUCGUCUCCAGCUCAGGAAGAGUUUCGGCUCGGACUUUCCUAUUCUGCGUCUGCACUCUGACAGAGGCGGAGAGUUCUCCUCUAGCCUUCUGCGAGCCUACUGUCGUGCACGAGGCAUCCGCCAGACCUUCACGCUUCCGGACUCUCCACAGCAAAAUGGGAUUGCUGAGCGCCGCAUUGGCAUGGUCAUGGACGUCGCCCGUACGUCCAUGAUGCAUGCGGCUGCCCCCCAUUUUCUGUGGCCGUUUGCGGUUCGGUACGCGGCGCAUCAGAUCAACCUUCAGCCCGAGGUAGACGCAGUCGAGCCUGUGGAGGUUGCUGGUGACUUUGGUGCUGCUGAGGGUGCUGAGCCUCGGGGUGCUGACUCCGGGGGUGCUGAGCGUGUGGGUGCUACGCCUGGGGGUACUGUGUCUGGGGGUGCUGAGCCUGGGGGUGCUACGACUGGGGGUGCUGAGCCUGGGGGUGCUACACCUGGAGGUGCUGAGCCUGGGGGUGCGGAGCCUGAGGGAGCUGGGCCUGCUCGUGUGGCGUCUGGCGGUGCUGGGCCUGGAGGUUCUCCGGGUGCUCCGCGUGCUUUUGAAGUUGGAGAUUCUUCGGUUGCUGAGGGUGCUGGUGCCACGGGUCCCGAAGGUGUUCGUACUAGGAGUACUGGAGCUGCUGGGCCUGCGGGUACUACUGGAGCUGGAGCCACUGCGUCUUCUCGUGGUCCGACUGGAGCAGGAGUUGUUGAGGGUGUUGGCGCCGGCGGUACUGGAGAUGGUCCUUCUGGGGGUACUACUGGUGCUGCUGGAGGUCCUGGAGCUACUCGAGCUGCUGGGGGUACUGGAGCUGGAGGUGCUGCUGGCGCUGGUGCUACCGCUAGGGGUGCUGGAGCUGUCCCUGCUAUGUCUGGAGUCGCUGCGCGGCCUCGGCCGUACUUUGUUCCGCUCCUUGAGCAGGUUCUUGGUCUCCCGCCUUUUACUGGUCCUCCUUCUCCCUUAGAGUGUCCACAUCCUCUCCCGUCACAGUUACAGUUACAGCCGGCCUCCCCACUGCCUGCUCCUUCUCCCUACACUGGUCGUACUGGAGGUCUUGCUGAGCGUCGUGAGCCUGCGUCUCGUCCUGCGUCGCCUGUCCGUGCUGCUCGCGCUGGUGGUCGUGGUUCGCGUCCGCGUCCUCCCGCUGUGCCCGGCACGCACUGGAUGUCUCUGCGUCCGUCCACUGCUCCUCAGCGUGCCCCUUUGCCUUCUCCUCCUGAGUCCUCUCUUCCUACUCUUGCCGACCCGGAGUCGGACUCUCUUUGUGCUGCCCGUCCUACUGUCACGCGUCUCCUGGCUACUGUCGUCACUGACCCUUCUUUCGAUUCCACUACUGCGUCUGCCCUAGUUGCUGAGCUCGUCGACUUUGCUGCUCGCUGUCGCCUAGACUACGCUGCUAAUCUUGUCGCUGAGCAGGAGGAGUUCCAGUGUUUGGCUGCUGCUUCACCUCAUCUCGUGUCCGUACUGCUUACCCCUGAGGGAGACCCGGAUGCACUUGACAUCCCGACUCCGCGCUCUUACGCGGAGGCGAUAGAGGGUCCCUACUCCUCUCAGUGGCAGGCAGCUAUGGACGUAGAGAUGGCUUCCUGGAAGUCCACAGGCACCUACGUCGACGAGGUUCCCCCGCCUGGGGCGAACAUCGUCAUUGGCAUGCGGAUUUUCAGGGUGAAGCGGCCGCCGGGUUCUCCGCCUGUCUUCAAGGCGCGUUACGUGGCUCGUGGCUUCAGUCAGCGGCAGGGAGUUGACUACUUUCAGACCUUCUCUCCCAACCCGAAGAUGACCACUCUUCGAGUACUGCUGCACAUAGCUGCUCACCGUGACUACGAGCUACACUCUCUUGACUUCAGCACUGCUUUCUUGCUGGGCAGCCUGCACGAGGAGAUCUGGCUGCGCCGCCCACUUGGCUUCACUGGGACUUUUCCUCCUGGCACCCAGUGGAGCCUCCGGCGGCCAGUCUACGGUCUCCGCCAGGCACCGCGUGAGUGGCACGACACACUGAGGACUACGCUUGCGGCUCUUGGGUUUGCUCCCUCUACUGCCGACCCGUUGCUGUUUCUGCGCACCGACACUUCUUUGCCGCCGUUCUACAUCCUCGUGUACGUCGACGACUUGGUCUUUGCCACAGCUGACACUGCUGGACUCGCCCACGUGAAGUCCGAGCUGCAGAAGAGACACACGUGCACAGACCUGGGUGAAGUGCGCAGCUACCUUGGCUUGCAGAUCAGCCGAGACAGAGCACGCCACACCAUUACCCUGACUCAGUCACACAUGGUGCAGCACGUCCUUCAGCGCUUCGGCUUCACGUACUCCUCGCCUCAGGCCACUCCUCUACCUACUCGCCACUCGCUCUCAGCUCUGCCUUUUGAUGAGUCCGUAGAGUCGAGUGGCCCGUACCCAGAGCUUGUUGGCUGCCUCAUGUACCUGAUAACCUGCACACGACCUGACCUUGCAUACCCUCUUAGCAUUCUCGCACGCUAUGUUGCUCCUGGGAGACACAGACCGGAGCACAUGGCUGCAGCGAAGAGGGUGUUGCGCUACUUUUGUGAGGCUGAGAUCUACGCAGGGGCCAUGGGUGCAGAGGAGCUACGCUGGCUCACCUACCUGCUGAUUGACCUCGGAGAGCCGCCUCGUUCUCCUCCAGUGCUGUACGUAGACAACAAGGCCAUGCUGGCCUUGUGUCGGGAACAGAGACUGGAGCACAGAACGAAGCACAUUGCUCUUCGCUACUUUCUUGCUCGUGAGCUACAGCACCGUGGUCAGCUGCGCCUUGCGUACGUGGCCUCUCAGGCCAACACUGCUGAUAUCUUCACCAAGGCACUUGCGCCUUGUGAUCAUCAGCGCUUCUGUACUCAGCUCGGUCUUGUGCCUACCUUGCCUCACUUGCUCACCCCUUGA
Closterium sp. NIES-65 is the source of this 3063-nucleotide messenger RNA. Lineage: Eukaryota; Viridiplantae; Streptophyta; Zygnematophyceae; Desmidiales; Closteriaceae. The record is from the annotation of a GenBank genome assembly.